CGGUAAAAAAUAAAAAACAGCCAGGAGUACGGUCUAUUCCUACGCAUUAUUAUUAAUUCCGAAUUCAUGAAAUUGAAUUGGAGAGAAGGAAUUCUUGGGCACAGUCAUUAUGGAGGUAUUGUCCUUAGCCUUAUGCAGUUUUCCAACGGUAGUAAACUUUGUGUAAGCCCGAGAUUUCUGGAGUCCCUCCUUUAUUACUCAACUCUCUUCCACAUUUUCUUGGGACCAUGGCGCUGGACGCAAACCAUUUCGCUGUAUACGUGGCGAUGCAAAGCAUUAUAUUGUCAUUCUCUACCCUAAUCUUGACCGCAUCUGGCAGUAGUUUUACAUCUUCCAUGGGACCGCUACUGCCGUAUGAUUUGUUAUAUUACUCGGGAGUGCGUGCGUAUUUUCAAGAAGAUUGGGACAAGGCUGCAGAGUUGCUCGAGAAGUCCAUCGCUAACAAGGAGUCGAUGCGACGUCUUCGCAGGAAAUGUCAUGAGGACUGUUUCGAUGCUGGGACAGAUAUGCUUGCUAAAUUGGACUCAGAAGGUGGCAGUUUGUGGGACCUCCAGGCUCUGGAAUGGGUGCAACAGAGAGCAGAGUGCUUGAGGUUUUGCGUGGGACGGUCGGUGAGCCCUGCUGGAUUGCUCCCUGUCUCCAUUGACAUAGACUACGAGUUCAGCACGCGCAACCCCUACAACUUCUUGCAAGUCAUCUAUUACAAAUUAGAGAAGCUGCAGAAGGCAGCCAGUGCGGCGCACACAUUCUUCGUGGCCAACCCGAGCCAUUUGGAGAUGAGGAACAACAUUGAGAAGUAUAGGAGGAUGAAGGGAGUGGCCGAGGCCGCCUUUCAGGACCGGGAGCAGCACAAGGAGAUGCAUUGGGCUCUGUAUGAUUCAGCGCUGCUCUCCGAGGCCUCUUCUGAUUGGCAGCUGGCAGCCAGGAAGUGGCGGGAAAGUGUAAACGAAACCCUGAGGCAGACAGAGGACUGCAGGGUCCAUUGUCAGAUGUCCCCUCAGAGCCUGCCGGAGGACAGAGGAGUAGACGGAGUAGACGGGGUGUUCGAGAAGGCCGCAGUUCUCUCUCUGUCGCUGCUCUCCUGUCAGCAGUCGUGCGUGACGCAGGUGGCCACACGACCAGGGAGAAUUUCUGCUCAGGAAGACUUCCUGCCCACACAACUAGAGCAUCAGCACAUCGCACAGUUCAAAGCUGAUGAUCUUGCUGGCGCCAUACAGACUCUUCGUUCUCUUCUCCUCUUCUACCCCUCUGACACCGAUUCCCUGGGUAACCUGCAGUUCUACUAUGAAACACUUGGGGAAGACAAAGAGUCACAAGACAAGGACAAACAGCCUGCCCAGGAGAUAGCGAACUACGUGAAUCGCUCAUUGCAGGAGAAGAAGCUCCUCUAUUUUGGAAAGGAGAACCUUGGUUCUGAUUUCAUAGAUCCGGAUCUGUGGACGCCGGAGGACGUGAUACCGGAGUCCCUGAGGGAGUCCUGGCGAGCCGAGAAAGAAAAGCUGAACAAGAAAGUUAAAGAGGAAGAAAAGGAGGAAGAGAUGGAUGACAGUGGAUUUUAUGCAGGUGGGCCUGUACCCCAGGUUGGAGUCACAAUCACGAUGGACGACGUGGCCAUGAACGGCACCAACCGCGUGGUACUAGAUGGCGUCAUAACCAGCAAGGAGUGUGACACACUGCUGCAGCUGGCCACGGCUGCGGCGUCGGCAGGGGAUGGUUACCGGGGGCGACGGUCUCCACACACACCCCAUGAGAAGUUUGAGGGGCUCACGGUGCUCAAGGCUGCGAAGUUGGCCCAGGAUGGCAUGGUGAACCAGUCUGAUGCCAGGCUGCUACAUGAGCUGGGUGAGAGGGUGAGGACUCUGCUGGAUUCCUACUUCAGGAGCCCGCCUGGACUCUUCUUCUCCUUCACACACCUGGUCUGUCGUACUGCGAUCACAGGAGAUCAGGAGGGCCGGCUGGACCUGUCUCACCCUGUGCACGUCGACAACUGUCUGCUGGAGCCGGAGACGGGGCACUGCUGGAGGGAGGCCCCGGCCUUUACUCACAGAGACCUCAGUGCUGUCCUGUACCUGAAUGACAACUUUGAUGGCGGAGACCUCUUCUUCACAACCCGGGAUGCCAAGACAGUGAAGGCCCGGGUGCGGCCCGGCUGUGGUCGGCUAGUGGGCUUCUCCUCCGGCCCGGUGAAUCCCCACGGAGUGACGGCGGUGACCGCUGGGAGGAGAUGCGCCCUGGCCCUCUGGUUCACCAAGGAGAAGCUCCAUAGAGAUGUGGAGCGGGAGGAGGCGGAGGCCCUGUGGGCCGCAGACGGACAGGGUGUGGCGAAGGCUACGGAGGAUGGCGAGGCAAAGGGAACCUCAGGCCGCAGUGGGCGGAGCCAGACACCCAAGGAGAAGAGUAGGGGGAGGGGCCGGGUGACGGGGGGCAAGGACGAGCUCUGAGAGACACACAGAAUGGACUGAAGGUGCGGCUUUGAAAUCCAGUGACCAUCCCAUAAUAGAACCCUGGUGCCUACCAACCGACCCUGGACCACACCGGCAGGAUCAUUUGCUGUAUUGAUUAUGAGUUGUGCAUAUUUUUUAAAGCAGUGCGUGUGUGUUGGUGUAUGUGUAUGUGUGUGUCUCUGUGUGUCUGUGUGUGUCUGUGUGUGUGUGUGUGUGUGUGUGUGUGUGUGUGUGUGUGUGUGUGUGUGUGUGUGUGUGUGUGUGUGUGUGUGUGUGUGUGUGUGUGUGUGCGCAUGUGUGUGUAUACUGUGGAAUAUACUGUUUCCAAUGCCUGAUACAGGACAUCUUACGGUGAGGAAAAGGCAUCACACAUGCUCUUAAAAUAUUUCAAAUAAAACAAAAAACUGAAAUAUCAAAAUGAA
This is a messenger RNA of Gadus morhua (Atlantic cod), 2866 nucleotides long. It is a transcript of the gene p3h3, whose product is annotated as prolyl 3-hydroxylase 3. The transcript has 16 exons. Gene Ontology annotation, molecular function: protein binding; L-ascorbic acid binding; procollagen-proline 3-dioxygenase activity. Lineage: Eukaryota; Metazoa; Chordata; Actinopteri; Gadiformes; Gadidae. Gene Ontology annotation, cellular component: endoplasmic reticulum. The record is from RefSeq and is a predicted model, not a curated record. Bases 228 to 2441 code for a protein of 737 amino acids. Gene Ontology annotation, biological process: collagen metabolic process.